AUGGGGGAGUCUUCCACGUCACAAGAAGAUCCUGCACCAAUCAUAGAUCUGGAGGCAUCACCACCUGUUGAAACAACAGCAUCGACGGUAACUCAGGAGAUUCUGUUUGGUACAAUCCCUACGAAGGUCACACCCAAGGUUGUUAAUGUGGUGAAGGAUGCAGGAGGACCUCCGAGGGAGAAACUUAAAAAAUCAAAACCAGAAGAAAAGAAGAUAAAGUGCCCAAACUCCAAACCCAGCCAACGGGCAAGAAGAACCAGGAGAAACAACUUCGCCCCAUAUUUUUUCAUUUCAAAAUCAUGUCAAAAACUCCAUUGUUACACCACUAAUCAUCUCUUCUAUGAGCUUGGAAUCAGCCAAUCAAUGGGAACUCUUACUACUUUCAGCACUCUUAUUACCCUUAAUUUUAGAACCACCAUUAAUGGGGUUCCUUCAUUAUGUUCCACUACACACAGGAAAACUCCAUUUUUGAACUAUAAUGUCGGGUUAAAGUUCAAUACUAGUUGUUAUUUGUGCCAAAAGGGUUGGAGGAGAGAUUUGUUAAAUACCCAGAAAAAUGGGGGUUUGUUUGAUAGAUUAAUGUGUUUUAGUAGUGGCAGUGAUGAAGAUGGUGAUACCGGAAAUUCGCCGAGUGAUUCCAAUUUGGCAACUAAGGAGAAAGAGAGAGUUGUGAAAGAAAGGGAUGAGGAGGGUGAUACGCCCACUUCGUUUUCGUCUUCCGAGCCACCGCCAAUCCCUCCUGUAGGGACACCAUACAGCAAUUUCCAAGUCGACUCGUUUAAAUUACUGGAACUUCUAGGACCUGAAAAGGUUGAUCCAGCUGAUGUCAAGCUGAUUAAGGAAACAUUAUUUGGAUAUUCUACCUUCUGGGUGACAAAAGAGGAGCCGUUUGGUGAUCUUGGUGAAGGAAUUCUUUUCCUGGGGAACUUGAGGGGGAAAAGAGAGGAAGUAUUUGAGAAGCUUCAAAAACAGCUAGCAGAACUCAUGGGUGACAAGUACAAUCUUUUUAUGGUGGAGGAACCCAAUUCAGAGGAUCCUGAUCCUCGUGGUGGACCUCGUGUUAGUUUUGGUAUGCUACGAAAAGAGGUCUCUGAACCAGGACCAACGACACUUUGGCAGUAUGUAAUUGCUCUAUUUUUGUUCCUUUUCACCAUUGGUUCCUCAGUUGAGCUAGGUAUUGCAUCCCAGAUAAAUCGUCUUCCUCCAGAGUUGGUGAAGUACUUCACAGAUCCUGAUGCAAUUGAUCCUCCAGAUAUGCAAUUGCUGCUCCCAUUCGUGGAGGCCGCUCUGCCUCUAGCUUAUGGUGUCUUAGGAGUUCAGCUGUUUCAUGAAAUUGGGCAUUAUCUGGCAGCUUUUCCAAAAAAUGUGAAGCUUAGCAUUCCGUAUUUUAUCCCCAACAUAACACUUGGUAGCUUUGGGGCAAUCACACAGUUCAAAUCUAUCCUUCCGGAUAAAAAGACUCAAGUUGACAUUUCAUUGGCUGGUCCCUUUGCUGGUGCUGCACUCUCAUUGUCCAUGUUUGCUGUUGGCCUGCUGUUAUCUUCGAAUCCUGAUGUUGCAGGAGAUUUUGUACAAGUUCCAAGUACACUAUUUCAAGGUUCUCUGCUUCUUGGACUCAUAAGUCGAGCCACUCUUGGUUAUACAGCAAUGCAUGCUGCCUCAGUUUCAAUCCAUCCGCUUGUAGUUGCUGGCUGGUGUGGUUUGACAAGCACUGCUUUCAACUUGCUUCCAGUUGGGUGCCUUGAUGGUGGAAGAGCAGUGCAGGGUGCUUUUGGAAAGAAUGCACUUGUUGCUUUUGGAUUGACGACAUACUUAUUGCUUGGUUUAGGAGUGCUAGGGGGACCUUUAUCACUUCCUUGGGGACUAUACGUGCUAAUUUGUCAGAGAACUCCGGAGAAACCAUGUUUAAAUGAUGUAACGGAGGUGGGAAGUUGGAGGAAAGCCGUGGUAGUAGGAGCUACAUUUCUGGUUUUAUUGACAUUGCUCCCUGUUUGGGACGAGCUAGCGGAGGAGUUGGGUAUAGGUCUUGUUACCACACUCUGAUUAUAAAAUUUACAGGCGAACUGCAUUGUUAUUGAAUGUGUAUAUGUUAGCUAACACAAAGACUUUGUUCCUACAAUGUAGUCAUAAAUAAUGAUCUGAAAUUUUGUAAUUUGGUAACAUACUUUAUUAAAUUCAUAAUUCUCUUUA
Molecule: messenger RNA, 2190 nt
Organism: Spinacia oleracea (spinach)
Lineage: Eukaryota; Viridiplantae; Streptophyta; Magnoliopsida; Caryophyllales; Amaranthaceae
Product: probable zinc metalloprotease EGY1, chloroplastic
Exons: 11
Coding region: 1-2043 (680 amino acids)
Biological process (GO): proteolysis
Source: RefSeq, a predicted model, not a curated record